This is a messenger RNA of Salvelinus fontinalis (brook trout), 4885 nucleotides long. Its product is annotated as arf-GAP with SH3 domain, ANK repeat and PH domain-containing protein 2-like. The transcript has 29 exons. The record is from RefSeq and is a predicted model, not a curated record. Gene Ontology annotation, cellular component: cytoplasm. Gene Ontology annotation, biological process: positive regulation of GTPase activity. The coding region runs from base 467 to 3526 and encodes 1019 amino acids. Gene Ontology annotation, molecular function: protein binding; GTPase activator activity. Lineage: Eukaryota; Metazoa; Chordata; Actinopteri; Salmoniformes; Salmonidae.
AUUGGAUAGUGCACAUCCAUUGAAUCCCUCCUUCACCUUUGUCAAUUUCUGAGCUUGCAUUAGAACGCCUCGUUGUUUCCCAUGCUUGGAAAGAAGUUCACAGCCUUUAUCUGAGGUUCGGAAGAGAGAGGGCGCCUACAGAAGAGAAAAUCAUAGAAGCUUAAUCUUUUUGGAUUUCUCUGCAAAUCGAGUGGGACCCGCCAAAUUGACGGGGAAGAGCAGUGACCGCGAGCCAUCUGGAAUCGGAAAGGCUACCGCAGCGACUGUUACAAUCAGGCGCGCAACAUUGUUGCAGUGUGACUGCUCGAGCGCGAACAAGGGAACAACACACAUCCAGCAAUGGUUUACAUGAGAGCAUUUUAUCAGACUUUUAUAUUAUUGUAAACGUAAAGCUUUUCUCAAAUUCUAAUUAAAUCCCGGGUGUUUAACAGGAAGGAAUACAAUAUAUUUUCUUAAAGGAUAAAGUAUGCCGGACCAAAUUACAGUGUCCGAGUUCAUGGCGGAGACAAAUGAAGAUUAUAAAGCGCCAACUGCAUCAAACUUCACCACUAGAAUGUCCCACUGUAGGAGUACCGUGACUGCUUUGGAGGAGGCACUGGAUGUGGACCGCAGUGUGCUGUACAAGAUGAAGAAGUCAGUCAAGGCCAUCUACACCUCAGGCCUGGCCCAUGUGGAGAAUGAGGAGCAGUACACCCAGGCCCUCGAGAAGUUUGGGGAGAACUGUGUCUACAGGGACGACCCCGACCUGGGCUCUGCCUUCCUGAAGUUCUCUGUCUUCACCAAGGAGCUCACCGCCCUCUUCAAAAACCUGUUCCAGAACAUGAACAACAUCAUCACCUUCCCUCUGGACAGCCUGCUGAAAGGAGACCUGAAAGGAGUCAAAGGGGACCUGAAAAAGCCUUUUGAUAAGGCCUGGAAAGACUACGAAACGAAAGUCUGCAAAGGACAUUCUAUACUGAAAGGCACUAAGAUCGAGAAGGAGAAGAAGGAGCAUGCGCGGCAGCACGGCAUGAUCCGCACUGUGAUCAGCGGGUCGGAGAUAGCAGAGGAGAUGGAGAAGGAGAGGAGGUUCUUCCAGCUGCAGAUGUGUGAGUAUCUUCUUAAAGUGAAUGAGAUCAAGAUCAAGAAAGGGGUGGAUCUACUCCAGAAUCUCAUCAAAUAUUUCCAUGCACAGUGCAAUUUCUUUCAGGACGGGCUGAAAGCAGUAGACAACCUCAAACCCUCCAUAGAGAAGCUAGCCACAGACUUACAUACGAUAAAGCAGGCCCAGGACGAGGAGAGGAAGCAACUCACUCAGCUACGGGACGUUCUCAAGUCAGCGCUGCAGGUGGAGCAGAAGGAGGAGUCCCAGGUGAGACAGAGCGCCACCUACAGUUUGCACCAGCCUCAGGGCAACAAGGAGCAUGGUACCGAGCGCUGUGGGAACCUCUACAAGAAGAGUGACGGGUUAAGGAAAGUGUGGCAGAAGAGAAAGUGUUCAGUAAAGAACGGAUACCUUACCAUAUCACAUGGGACGACAAACCGACCGCCGGCAAAACUCAACCUCCUCACCUGCCAGGUGAAACACAACCCAGAGGAGAAGAAGAGCUUUGACCUCAUCUCACAUGACAGAACGUAUCACUUUCAGACAGAGGAUGACCCAGAAUGUCAGAUAUGGAUCUCUGUGCUGCAGAACAGUAAGGAGGAAGCGUUGAAUAAUGCUUUUAAGGGAGACCAGCACGUUGGGGAGAACAACAUCGUCCAGGAGCUGACCAAGGCCAUCCUGGGAGAGGUCAAGAGGAUGACUGGCAACGAUGUCUGCUGUGACUGCAAAGCGCCCAACCCCACAUGGCUCUCCACUAACCUGGGCAUCCUGACGUGUAUAGAGUGUUCUGGGAUCCACCGGGAGUUGGGAGUCCACUACUCCAGGAUUCAGUCCCUCACGCUGGACGUCCUCAGCACCUCUGAACUCUUGCUGGCCAAGAACGUGGGGAAUGCAGGCUUUAACGACAUCAUGGAGGCGUGUCUAUCUGCGGAAGAUGUGGUCAAACCCAACCCUGCCAGUGACAUGCAAGCCCGUAAGGACUUCAUCACAGCCAAGUACACAGAGAAGCGUUUCGCCAGAAGGAAGUGUCCAGACGGGGUGUCCAAGCUGCACACGCUCUGUGACGCAGUCAAGUCCCGGGACAUCUUCUCUCUGAUUCAGGUGUAUGCUGAGGGAGUGGAUCUGAUGGAGCCCAUCCCCCUGGCCAACGGACAUGAACAAGGUGAAACGGCCCUUCACCUAGCGGUCAGAUUAGUGGACAGGACCUCGCUCCAUAUCGUUGACUUCCUCACUCAAAACAGUAUGAACCUGGACAAGCAGACAGCCAAAGGCAGUACAGCCUUACACUACUGCUGUCUGACUGACAACAUGGAGUGCCUCAAACUGCUCCUGCGCGGCAAGGCCUCAAUUGACAUAGCUAGUGAGUCUGGGGAGACGCCGCUGGACAUCGCGAAGAGACUGAAGCACCUGCAGUGUGAGGAGCUGCUGAACAUGGCGCUGGCGGGGAAAUUCAACGCCCAUGUGCACGUAGAGUACGAAUGGCGUCUGCACCAUGAAGACAUGGACGAGAGUGAUGAGGACCUGGAUGACAAGGUGAGGCCCAGCCCCCAUCGGAGAGAGGAGCGCCCUGCCAGCUGCUACACCCCUGGCCCCAACUCCCACCUCCAUCCCAGCCCGGCCUCCCUGGCACGGGACAAGCAGCGUGGUGGGUACAUGCCCAACCUAGUCACCAACGAGACCUAUGGUGCCAUCCUCAACGCCAGCCCUCCUGCGCCAGGGGGGCCUUCCAUGACCUCUGCACCCCCUCUGCCCCCAAGAAACAUAGCCGAAAACCCUGAAGAGCAAGCAAUGCACGUCUUCAGGAACCAGCUUUCCCCCUCCUCUCUCCUCCCUCCUCCAGUCCAGAUGCCAGGUCUGUGUGGGAUGGUCCAGUCAUCAAGGUCCUCUGGGUGGAAAUCUGGCUCGAUAGACCUGGGGGGCCGACAGAGGUCCUCCUCAGACCCCCCCAACAUGCACCUCCCGGUACCCCCCAUGCGGGUCACCUCAACCACUGGUCUUGCUCCUCCCCCCGUGGUCAAGACAGUGAGUGUGAUGGAUGCUAUGAACCAGCAGUCCAAACCAGGGACCGGACAUGGCCACAGCAGAGCCCCACCACCCAAGUCUCCAUCUGGCAACGCCAAAAGCUUCAGCAAAGGACCGACUCGAACGGGGUCCAUCGAAAGACCAGCUAAGGAAGUGCCGGGAUGCCGCCAGAACUCGAUAGGUCAAUCGCUGCCUCCGGCCCCCAUGCCUAGGAAGACCUAUCCGAAGCAGAGGCCCAAGCGAGUAAAGGCCAUCUAUAACUGUCUGGCAGACAACCCAGACGAGCUGACUUUCUCUGAGGGGGAGGUGAUCGUGGUGGACGGGGAGGAGGACCAGGAGUGGUGGCUGGGCCACAUUGAAGGAGAGCCAAUGAGGAGGGGGGCUUUCCCCGUCACAUUCAUACACUUCAUCAUGGACUGAAGGUCAAAGGUCAACACAGGCACUGAUCUGGGAUGGAAACCUCCACCUCCCCACGUCUGCUGGUUUGUGGGACGAAAUCAUCAUGUUCAUCAUCAAGCUUGUGCCUGCGCUAACACUACAGAAGAAUCAAGUGUCGCUGCCCAAUGUUUUGGCUGGACAGUCUGGGGGGUUGCCAUGACAACAUACACACCCUUCACUCCGGGAAUGUUACGUGACAUCAUAUCACUGCUCAUUAGACCAAGCCCGCAGAUGCUCUUGAGGAAACUGUGUUUAGACUUCUGACACCAUCUGACAUUUUAAAUAACAAUGAUUGUAAUGAGUGUUCACAACAUUAAGAGGAUUAUUGACCAAAUGAAGGUUCUGUUCAUAAGUUUCACUUGUUUUCCUCUGUGUGAAUUGUACAGAAAGUUAUUUAAAAACAACUGAUAGAGGGGACUACACACAGUAAUGUGGAUCUUUAGGAUUUCUUUCACUUAUCGUUAAUGUGAAUAUAGUCGUUGUGCUUACAUUCCACCUCCUUGCAUGGUUAAAGGGUGAAGUUUGAAGUUUUUUUACGCAUAAUUGCUUAGUAGUCAAAGACAUGUAAACUUGUUAGGACUUCCAAUGUUGGAGGAAAAACUUAAUUCAAAAUGGUGCUAACCCAGGAAUAUGCUAGGAGCCCUCACGUAGGGAUGAUCCACUGUCCCCAUCUCAAGACAGCCUGUAACGUGGUAACGGGGUUGACGUGGGACAGCCUGUAACGUGGUAACAACAGGGGGUUGAUGUGGGACAGCCUGUAACGUGGUAACAACAGGGGGUUGACGUGGGACAGCCUGUAACCUGGUAACAACAGGGGGUUGACGUGUGACAGCCUGUAACGUGGUAACAACAGGGGGUUGACGUGGGACAGCCUGUAACGUGGUAACAACAGGGGGUUGACGUGGGACAGCCUGUAACCUGGUAACAACAGGGGGUUGAUGUGGGACAGCCUGUAACCUGGUAACAACAGGGGGUUGAUGUGGGACAGCCUGUAACGUGAUAACAACAGGGGGUUGAUGUGGGACAGCCUGUAACGUGGUAACAACAGGGGGUUGACGUGGGACAGCCUGUAACGUGGGAACAACAGGGGGUUGACGUGGGACAGCCUGUAACGUGGUAACAACAGGGGGGUUGACGUGUGACAGCCUGUAACGUGGUGACAACAGGGGGUUGAUGUGGGACAGCCUGUAACGUGGUAACAACAGGGGGUUGAUGUGGGACAGCCUGUAACGUGGUAACAACAGGGGGUUGACGUGGGACAGCCUGUAACGUGGUAACAACAGGGGGGUUGACGUGUGACAGCCUGUAACCUGGUAACAACAGGGGGUUGAUGUGGGACAG